Molecule: messenger RNA, 2096 nt
Organism: Paramisgurnus dabryanus
Lineage: Eukaryota; Metazoa; Chordata; Actinopteri; Cypriniformes; Cobitidae
Source: RefSeq, a predicted model, not a curated record
UCAUCAGUGUUUUAUUGAGUGUUAACAGAGUCUUGUCUCUGUGUAUUUUAGUGUUGAUGAUGGAUGAGAUGUGCUGUAAAUCAGUAGGAACUGAUCUGUCCAUGCUGGAUAUUGAUGAUUUCAUCACAGAAAUCUCUCAGCUGAAGAAAGAGGUGGCGUUACUGGAGACAAAGCUGAGGUUAAGAGGAGAUGAAGGACUGAAGAGAGAGGACUCUGAGCUCAGUCUGUCUUUACUCUGUUAUACUGAGUCAAAGUCCACAGACGCUCAGGACACAACAGUGUGUGACCGUAAUGAGGGCUUACACAAGGAUCAAACCUCCACAGAGUCUCUGGAUUCUGUCUGUAACGCUGGAGAACAGCAGCAGAUCCUGCAGACCAAACUCAAGAUGUGUUCAGUCAAACUCAUUGACUUCAGGAACCUCAUGAUGAAGAUCAAAACUGAACCCAAAGAAAUAAAAACUGAACCUACAGAAACAAAAACUGAACCCACGGAAAUAAUAACUCAACCUACAGAAACAAAAACUGAACCCACGGAAAUAAUAACUGAACCCACAAAAGAGGAACAUCAUGAUGAUGAAAAUGAGGGCUGUGGUGAUGAUUUUAUUCCUUCAGAUGAGAGGAAUGAUUCAUGUUCUGAAGGAGAAAUAACGCCUUCAACAUCAAAAGAGAGAAAACACACAGAACAUAAACUCUUCACCUGCAGGACAUCUGAGAUCAACUUUACUACCUUACAAGAGGAGAAACUUCAUUCAGAAGAUCACAGAGAGAAGAAGAAGAAGUUUCACUGUCAGCAAUGUGGGAAGAAUUUUUACAUCUUAUCUCAGCUACAAGUUCACAUGAAGACACACAGUGGUGAAAAGUCUUUCCACUGCAGUGAAUGUGGCAAAUAUUUCAGCAGCAAACAAAUUCUUGAUGCUCAUCAGAGAAUUCACUCAGGAGAAAAACCAUACGAGGGUCCUCACCACAAGAAGAUCUUUACAAAGUCAAGUCACUUAAAAGCCCAUAAGAGAGUUAACACUGGAGGGAAACUUUAUCACUGUAGUUUUUGCGGAAAGAGUUUCAGUCGACAUGAUAGGUUAGUGUCACACCAGAAAACUCAUACAGGUGAAAACCCUUACAAAUGCUCUCAGUGUGAGAAGACGUUUAUUCAUUUACGUUCCUUACAAGCCCAUAAGAGAGUUCAUACUGGAGAGAAACCUCUUCACUGUAGUGUUUGUGGCAAGAGUUUUAAACAUCAUAACCGUUUAGUUAUACACCAGAGAACUCAUACAGGUGAGAAACCUUACAAAUGCUCCCAGUGUGACAAGAGGUUUAAUCAGACAGGCAGCUUACAAGCCCAUGAGAGAGUUCACAAGGGAGAGAAACCUUAUCUCUGUAAUGUUUGUGGGAAGAAUUUUACACAACAAUGCAGUUUAGUGGCACACCAGAGAGUUCAUACAGGUGAAAAACCUUACAAAUGCUCUCGGUGUGGGAAGAUGUUUGCUUUAUUAAGUACCUUAAAAACCCACAAGAGACUUCACACUGGAGAGAAACCUUAUGUCUGCUUGAUCUGUGGUAAGACCUUCUUAAGUUUCCCUUCUUUCAGCUAUCAUCACAGACUUCACACUGGAGAAAGACCUUACAAAUGCUCUCAUUGUGAGAAGACGUUUACUCAGUCAGGCAACUUAAAAGCCCAUGAAAGAAUUCAUACUGGAGAGAAAUAUUAUCACUGUGGUGUUUGUGAUAUGAGUUUUAUUCGACAUGAUAGUUUAGUGUCACACCGGAGAACUCAUAGAGGUGAAAAAUCUUACAAAUGCUCUCAGUGUGAGAAGACAUUUAUGGAUUUACGUUCCUUACAAGCCCAUGAGAGAAUUCAUACUCUUUUGCAUGAUCUGUGGUAAGAACUUCAUAAGGAGUUCCUACUGGAGAGAAACCUCAGCACUGUUGUGUUUGUGGGAGGAGUUUCAGUCAACAUAAUAGUUAAGUGACACACCAGAGAGUUCAUAUCUUAUGAUUAUAACUGAUUGAUUAUGAACUUUAUUUAUGCUUUACAUUUGAAUUGGCUUUUGUAUUAUGAUGCUCUUAACUUGCUAAUAAAUUGUUAUUUUUGACUACAA